This is a messenger RNA of Rotaria sp. Silwood2, 252 nucleotides long. The record is from the annotation of a GenBank genome assembly. Lineage: Eukaryota; Metazoa; Rotifera; Eurotatoria; Philodinida; Philodinidae.
AUGAAUAAUAACGAUUAUUGUGAAAUUAGUAACAUCAAAUUUGAUGGUUUUUAUGAUCUUAUACAAGAAUUGACUAGUGAUAUUGAAGUUGAAAUAUUAAAAGCACAAGGAACUAAUAAUGUUCUUGCUUUAUUACGAGCAAAAGAUUUAGAUUCAAUUUUUCAAAUUGGUUGGGAAGAACUUGAUGAUUUGAAAAAACGUGCUUGUUUAAAAUUAAAAAGUGGUGAAUAUAUAAUUCGACCAGCUAUAUAA